AUCCCCAUAGUGUCCGAAGUCAGAAAACCAUAUAUAAGAGAUUGUAUCGUAAAUGAUUUGAUAGCUGGACUGUCCGUAGCCUUCAUGCAUCUUCCUCAAGCUUUAGGAUUUGGAGUUCUAGCGUCGCUGAAACCAGUUAAUGGCUUAUACACCACUGUCUUCCCACUUAUCUGUUACGUCAUCUUUGGAACAUCACCUCACAUCUCAUUUGGAACCACGGCCAUUGCAUCCAUGAUGACUUCAUCUGUAGUGGAAAGGGAGGAGGCAAUAUUCAUCAAAACCCUGAAUAUCUCUGCCAAUGUGACCAUUGAUGAUCCACAGAUUCAAGACCAGUUACUCGAAUACAAGGUCAGUGUGUCAGUGGUGCUGUGCCUAUUGGUUGGUAUCAUUCUGACGGCAGUAGGACUCUUGCGUCUGGGCUUCAUCUCAACCUAUCUCUCAGAAUCAUUUAUUGGCGGAUUUACCUUCGCCUGUGCCAUUUAUAUUGCCACUAGCCAGCUGAGUAAAGCUUUGAACAUCACAGUUGGUGUAGUUUCUGGUCCAGGACGACUGUGGCGAUAUUACUGGAUCUUAUUUUCUCGUAUAGCCGAAACGAACUGGGCUGAUGCCGUGAUUGCUAUUUUCACUGGGGUGACCAUUCUUGGUGUCAAUAUCGGCAUCAAUCAACGAUAUAGAGAGAAACUAAAAAUACCCAUACCCAUUGAUUUGAUUGUAGUUGUCUUGUCAACGAUCAUUUCAAAGCUUGGGCAUUUCGAACUCAAUCUAGGCGUGGAUGUCGUUGGAGAAGUGAAGUCAGGUCUACCUGCCCCACAAGCUCCUGAUCUAUCCAGUGGAAUGUUUUCUAGAGUGUUCGCUGACAGCAUUUUAAUCGCAGUGGUAAUCUUUACAGCAACCAUUUCUCUGGCUAAACUGUGUGCUCAGAUCCAUAACAACUCCAUUGAUGACAACCAAGAAGUUUUUGCGUACGGUGUGACCAAUAUCAUUGCUUCGUUCUUCAUGUGUUUCCCUGCUAGCCAAGCUCAUCCAAGAACAAUGAUGUUGAGUUCGUUAAAGGUCAGGACGACAUUACAUGGAUUAUCGUCUGCCUUACUCAUACUGAUAGUUCUGUUGGGAGCUGGUACUUUAUUUUAUCACUUACCCAUUCCAGUUUUAGCUGCCAUGAUAAUCGUGGCUAUGAAAGAUUUGUUCCGCUUGAUCACAGUACUACCGUUUUAUUGGAGGGUUAGCAAGGCUGAUUUUCUGAUCUGGAUAACCACAGCUUUAGUAUGUCUGGCCACUGAUUUAGAAAUUGGCAUAUACUUCGGCAUUGCUUUUUCCAUAGCCACGGUAAUAUUUCACAGUUGUCCACAACUAGCUGAUGGUCAUCUAUUAGCCAGAGCGAAGGAUGAAGACCUUUAUCUUGAUAAACAUACACGAGGUGGUCUGGAGGAAAUUCCGGGAGUCAAAAUAUUUUCCUUUAAUUCCAAAUUGUACUUCGCAACCGCAGAGAUCUUCAAAAAAAAGCUAUAUGAAAAUGUAUUUGAGCCUCUUCAACCGGAAAUAAACAUUGGCUGUGACGGAAGUGAUGAUAUCAUAGUGCCACCUAUCUCAGGAGAAAGAAUCCACCAUAUUGUCAUUGACUGCUCGAGUAUAACGUACAUAGAUAUCACUGGCAUCAACGUCUUGCGACAAAUUGUAACUGACUACCGUCAUUGCGGAACAGAGAUCUUUCUUGUACGUGUUCCAGCCUUUACAGUUUCAGCUCUGGCAAAUAGUAACUUUUUCGACGUUCUGCCAAUGGAUAGUUUAUUCUUUGACGUAAGUGAUGCAGUUCAUGGAGCCACAUUCUUAGAUUUGAAGUCAACUACUGAUUGA
Molecule: messenger RNA, 1854 nt
Organism: Lottia gigantea (owl limpet)
Lineage: Eukaryota; Metazoa; Mollusca; Gastropoda; Lottiidae
Exons: 2
Biological process (GO): transmembrane transport
Cellular component (GO): membrane
Molecular function (GO): chloride transmembrane transporter activity; sulfate transmembrane transporter activity; oxalate transmembrane transporter activity
Source: RefSeq, a predicted model, not a curated record